Molecule: messenger RNA, 2569 nt
Organism: Lytechinus pictus (painted urchin)
Lineage: Eukaryota; Metazoa; Echinodermata; Echinoidea; Temnopleuroida; Toxopneustidae
Product: calpain small subunit 2-like
Exons: 10
Coding region: 140-691 (183 amino acids)
Cellular component (GO): calpain complex
Molecular function (GO): calcium ion binding
Source: RefSeq, a predicted model, not a curated record
AUAGAGGCGACGGGCUAGAGGCUUUCAGCAUACCACAGGGCUAAACUGCGGCGUGAUUUCCCUUUUGGGUUUAUUUUAAGUCGGCAAAAGGGCAACUUAUCCUAUUUUUGUAGAAAAAUCAACAAAAGGAAAAUCCACAAUGUCUUACAGACAGCAAAGAGAGAAUGAAGAAGAGGAGGAUCGGGAGACAAUUCGGUUCAGAAAAAUUUUCAAGGAAGUUUCGGGUCCGGAUAUGGAGGUUGAUGCCUGGGAACUUCGGGACAUUCUAAAUUCAGCUCUACGACAAGAUCUACGUCGUGAACGUUUUAGCCUUGAAUCCUGCAAGAGUAUGGUGGCUCUCAGCGAUGAUGAUCGCACUGGCAAACUUAGCUUUAAUGAGUUCAGAGAGCUUUGGGACAAAAUCUGCGAAUUCAAGGACUUAUUCCAGAAGGCAGAUUCUGAUAAUUCUGGGAUGAUUAACACGAACGAGAUGAGAGUGGCUUUAGCAUCCCUUGGCUUCAAGCUAAAGAGUGACGUCAUCAAAGGAUUAGGUUUGACAUACGGAGAUAAGGAUGGUAACCUCUCAUUUGCUAAUUUUAUCCACGUGGUCAUUAGAGUCAAAUAUAUUCACAAUGCCUUCGAAUCUAAGUGUCGCGGUGAUAAGGCUAGAUUCAGCCCAGAAGAGUUCCUCGUUGCGGAGAUCUACUCUUAAAUUCUCCCGAUGUCAAAGUGGAUUGUUAGACGCAGCUCGGUGAUUUCAUACCAAAAUAGACAUAGAAUGGUAUAUUAAAAGGCAAAUAGUUGCAUGAAAAAUUACAAAGUUACUUGUAUCUUUUCGUGAUGAAAUGCGUUUAUAUAUCUAUUAUCAUAAUUUUUAUUAUAUCUAGUAUAUUAGGUAUUUUCUUAACUGCUUAAAGGAAAAGGAGAGUUUCAAAAUGUAGUAAGCGUUUUAGAUUGAUCUUUUUUCAUUGUCUGUAUUCGUCUUUUUCUAAUCCUUCAUAAUCUCCUUCUCGAUGCAAAAAAAACCUUGGUAUUCUGGCAGUUCUACUGGAUGGUAUUUAACUUACAUAUUAUAGAAACCCUAUAUUUUGAUUGGCCACUGAUCAUUUUCACCAUGGCGAUAACCACCUGUUUUUUUAUACAAUGCGACCUAGAAGUAGGUGUUUUGAUCAAGGUUGGAUUCAAUACUUACAUAAAUUAUUUUGGAACACCCCGAGAUAAUAUCAAUGAUCAUUUUUUUGUACAAGAAAGGAGUUUUCACCUGACAAAGGAUGCAAUAUUUGUCUUUCAAAAUCUUUAAAAAUAAAUCAAGAGUAAACGUAGCUAUAACUAAUAAAAUAAAGAAAAGGAUAAUGUUGUCAUAAACUCAUACCAAAAAAAAAAGCCAUGUACUGUGAGUUUUUUGUAAAAAUGGUCGCUUUGCCCCGAACGGACUCCGCCUCUGAUUACGAUCAAUAAUUUUAAUCCGUUAAACAAAUUAUCGUUCGGUGUAUGUGACGUGACAAUCAGAAGUAGAUAUGAACAUGGUGGUGAAUGGAAUUCUUUUAAAAACAGCUUUUAUGUCAUGAUAGAUAAAGUGAGCAAUGUGAGUAUUAUUCAUAGAAUCUAAUUACCUAAUUGAUAUUAAUUAAGUAGGGUAAUCUGGGUCCCGUACACAAAAGGUUAGCGAUUAUCCGGAUACGCUUGACUUUCACGAUUAACUAUUAGUCAAUGUAAUCAAUCGUUAAAAGUGUUCUAUGAUUGCUAUCCAUUUUGUUACGGGCCCCUUUCCCAACCUAGUAUACAUGUUGUUUUUUCUAGAAUAUUUGAAUACCUGUAAAAAAAAAACAGUGCUCUUAAACUUGUUAUGUUAUAGUGUUACUGAACCAAGCAAACCUGAAAAGACAUUGAGUUUCCUAAAGUGCCUCAAUCUAAAAGAUGAGAAUAUUCAUAUUUCACAAAACGCGAAUUAUGGUUUUAUAUCCUGACUCAUCCUGAGGAACAUUUCAUGAGAAGUUUUGUCAGUGAUUUCACUUAUAUUCAUCUGCCGAUUCAAUUAGAUGCAAUGGUUCAGUAUAGGUGUUAACAAUAGUCGGUGAAAAUCGUUGACUUAUAAUUGUUUCAUAAACUGAUCCCAUAUAGCUAAUUAAUUGAGCCCUCUCUCUCAAAAAGAAAUGUUUUAAUCAAACCUAACACUAAUUGCGCACCAAAUAUUUAUGUUUAAUCUUAAUCGUUUCAAUCAUGAUCAUGAGCCAUCUGUGUGUCAAAUUGUCAAUUACUGUCAUCAAGUGAAAACAAGGUAGGCCUAUAUAUACCUGUAUAUACUGUGUCAGUUUCUUGAUUUAUAAUAACUAUAACUAUAAAUGCAUUGAAAAUGUCCUUUUUGCAUGUUAUAUUUUGCGUUAUUAGCACGAGUGUGUUAAGCACACUGAAUCACUGCAAGAAUUACGAGAAAUAGGAAAUGAAAUAUUAAAUAGUCAAUGUAUAAUCUUUAUUUCAUAUACGCUUCGCCUUUUCAAACAGAAAUAAUGUAAGCAUUCUCUCCAAACCUGCAAAAAUAAUAGUUUUGAAUUAAAGUGUUUUCUAAUAUUAAACAUCUAAAAAAACAAAA